Molecule: messenger RNA, 1693 nt
Organism: Diorhabda sublineata
Lineage: Eukaryota; Metazoa; Arthropoda; Insecta; Coleoptera; Chrysomelidae
Product: N-acetylglucosamine-6-sulfatase-like
Exons: 9
Coding region: 112-1593 (493 amino acids)
Biological process (GO): glycosaminoglycan metabolic process
Molecular function (GO): N-acetylglucosamine-6-sulfatase activity; glycosaminoglycan binding
Source: RefSeq, a predicted model, not a curated record
GGGAAUUUGUUUGUAGUAUAUGUUUAAUAAAAGUGUUCUCAAUAUUAAUAUUUAGAGGGAUUUUUAUAUUGAUAUUUUUCAUUUGUUUCCGAUCAUUUUUGAUACACAGAAAUGACAUUUCUGUUGUUCCGUACACUUAUACUAGCCACACUGUACCAAUGUUUUUAUGGCGAUCCAAACUUUGUACUAAUUCUAACAGAUGAUCAAGAUUUAUUGUUAGACUCAAUGAGUGCGAUGGAAAAUACCGUUAACUUAUUAGGAAAUAAUGGAAAAACGUUUCAAAAUGCUUUUGCGAAUACCCCUAUCUGUUGUCCAAGUAGAAGUACCAUAUUGACAGGAAAAUUCGCGCACAACACUGGAGUUGUAAAUAAUUCUGUAAACGGAAACUGUUCAAGUCACAUAUGGCAGGAAAAUCAUGAGCCUAAUAAUAUCGCCGCUAUUCUCAAUAGGAAUAAAAACUACGUUACAUACUAUUCUGGAAAAUAUUUGAAUAUGUAUGGGUCUGAAGAAGUCGGAGGUACCAAACGUGUUCCAGAAGGAUUUGAGUGGUGGGUAGGUUUGAAAGGAAGCUCAGUCUAUUAUGAUUAUACGUUAUCAAUUAAUGGAACAGAACAUCAUUAUAAUGACAAAUACUUAACAGACGAUUUAGCAGAGCACUCUAUCAAAUUUUUGGAACAGAGGGCAACCGAUAGGCCAUUUUUUAUGGUUAUAGCACCACCAGCUCCGCAUUCUCCUUUCACACCUGCAGAACGACAUAAAGAUAAGUAUGCGGGAACUAAAGCUGUUAGAAGUCCAUCUUUCAAUCAUUCAGGACUAGACAAACACUGGUUGAUACGGAUGCCUCCAGAAUAUUUACCAGAUGAUGUAGAUGUACUUGAUAAGGCACAACAGCACAGAUUGGAAUCAUUGUUAUCUGUUGAUGAAUUAGUAAAAGGUCUCGUUUCCAAACUGGAAAUAUUGGAUUUAUUGAAGGAUACUUAUAUUAUCUUCACGUCAGAUCAUGGAUUCCACAUAGGACAAUUCAGUCAAGCAGUGGACAAAAGACUGCCCUAUGAAACAGACAUUCGAGUACCUUUCAUCAUAAGUGGACCCAAUAUACCCGCCAAGUCAUUAGAAACGUUCCCAAUAUCUGCCGUGGAUAUUGCUCCUACUAUAAUAGAUUUGGCGAAUAUCGAUGUACCAUCUUAUAUAGAUGGAACAAGUUUCAAAAAACAAUUGUUCGAAGAACAAUCUGGUCCUUUCAAUAAAACUAUACUCAUUGAAUAUACGGGACUGGCAACUCCGAGACAUGAUGAUAGAUGUCCUUGGAAUGAUUCAAAUUUAAGUGGAUGUUCUCCGGAGUACUGGUGUAAAUGUAAUGACGCAAGAAAUAAUACAUACACUUGUGUAGUUGAACUGACAGAGUCUCAAGGAUUCAAAUUUUGUAGUUUCAAGGACGAUGAGCAUUUCAUCGAAGCAUACGAUUUAACAGAGGAUCCAUUUGAGUUGAAAAAUAUGGCAAAUGAAUUGAACAGUGGAACAAAACAACACUAUUUAUCGAUUAUUGAAAAUCUGGGAAAAUGCCAAGGCACUGAGUGUCGAAAAAUGAUAUAAAAGAUUUCAUUCAAAAACACAAUUGAAUAAAUUUCUUUAAAAAAUUCAAUUAUAUUUUAGAUUUGUUGUUAAAAUAUUGAGUAAAUUGUAUCAAAUUUUA